Heterostelium album PN500 is the source of this 1071-nucleotide messenger RNA. It is a transcript of the gene desA, whose product is annotated as sphingolipid delta 4 desaturase. Gene Ontology annotation, molecular function: sphingolipid delta-4 desaturase activity. Lineage: Eukaryota; Evosea; Eumycetozoa; Acytosteliales; Acytosteliaceae. Gene Ontology annotation, biological process: ceramide biosynthetic process. The record is from RefSeq and is a predicted model, not a curated record. The coding region runs from base 1 to 1071 and encodes 356 amino acids. The transcript is spliced from 2 exons.
AUGGGUAAAGGUAAAGGAGCAAGCACAAAGGAGAGAGUUAGAUAUCCAUCGAAAUCGGGUGUACCACCACUGGAUGGUACAGGACCAAUGGAGAAAUACGAUCCAAAGGAUGAGUAUAUUCGUGUGGAGGCAGUACAACAACAUUGGACCAGAAGAAAGCUCAUCUCACAAAAGUACCCAGAGGUACUCAACUUCCCAACCUAUCAUACACCAACUGCAUUCUGGGUGGUUGCAUUGGUUUCUGCACUGAUGAUUACAGCCAAGAUGAUGGAGAACGCCUCAUUCUUGACCAUCUUGUUGGUCUCAUAUGUUUUCGGAGCAACUGUUUCACACGCUCUCUGGGUAUUAAUUCAUGAGCUCACUCAUGACCUUGUAUUCAAAGAAGGUACAAUGAACAGUAUCUUCCUUUUAAUUGCCGAUCUUCCACAUCUCAUUCCAGCUGGUGUCAGCUUCCGUCAUUAUCACAGACUUCAUCAUUCAUUCUUGAAUGAAACUUACACUGAUCCAGAUGUACCAAUUCCAUAUGAAAAUUCAAUUCUUGGACACUCACCACUUGGUAAGGCAAUUUGGUUCUGUUUCUACUCGAUUGUCAUUGCUUUGAGAUCGGCUUUCUAUCCAUUGAAGGAUCAAUCGCCAUUCGGUAUCUGGAUGGUCUUGAACUACAUUUGCAACAUUGCGUUCACCUAUUUAAUGAGCCAAUGGGUUGGUACUUGGGGUAUGGUCUAUUUGAUUCUCUCUUCGUUGAUGUCGGUCGGAUUCUUGAUGCAUCCACUCGGUGCACGUUGGAUCGCCGAGCAUUUCGCCGUCACCCAAUCCGAGCAAGAGACCUACUCGACCUACGGUAUCAUCAACACCCUCGGUUUCAACAUUGGUUAUCACAAUGAGCACCACGAUUUCGUACGUGUUCCAUGGAUCUACUUGCCAAGAUUGACAUCGAUCGCCUCUGAAUACUACACCAAGGGAUUGCGUUACCACACCUCCUACUGGAGAGUCUUAUACGAGUUUUUGAAUCAAGACGAUUUCACUUUCAACAGCAGAGUCGUCAGAAAUCCAAAGCAAAGAGUCGACUAA